Sorghum bicolor (sorghum) is the source of this 2109-nucleotide messenger RNA. Its product is annotated as probable serine/threonine-protein kinase PBL19. The transcript has 6 exons. The record is from RefSeq and is a predicted model, not a curated record. Gene Ontology annotation, biological process: protein phosphorylation. Gene Ontology annotation, molecular function: protein kinase activity; ATP binding. NCBI's taxonomy places the organism in Eukaryota, Viridiplantae, Streptophyta, Magnoliopsida, Poales, Poaceae. Bases 461 to 1729 code for a protein of 422 amino acids.
AUAGAGCGGACUGCAAUAAAUUUGUCGCGUCCGGCGAUCCAUCUCCCACCUCUGCCCUGACCUCCCUUCCCUCGUGCUCCUCCCGUCACGCUCAUCUCUACUCCCCGUGACGACCAGGAAGGAAUUCUUCUUCCUCCGUCCUCGCCCCGUCGUCUUCUCACCUGCGUGCUGCGUUCGCGGACAAACUUCUUGGUUGGUGACACUGCGGAGCCCGAGCCUCAGCCUCGCAGGAGGAGACGGAGAGCGGAGGAGCGGGAGGAGAAAGCCACCUUUCUUCCCGUUUCAGACAAGCUCCCAGCUUUGACCGCCGUUGCUGCUGCUGCUGCUACCGUGUGCUCCCUGAGUCCCUGUUGCGUCCCGGAUCGGAGUUCCCCUCCGCACGGGACACCGCCGGGCCGGGCGUCUCCACUCCCCUCGGAUCGAUCAGCCCCCCCCACCGCCGCCGCAAGAUAGGCAAGCAAUGAAGUGCCUGCCUUUCUUGCAUGGAGAUGCCAAAGAGAAGGAUCCUGUCACUAAGUCGGCCUCUGUACGGUCCAUGAGCACAACAUCAACGGAGCGCGAUGUCCGCUCCGGUUCUGACUUCACCUCCUUGAAUGUUUCCGACAUGAGUGCCGAGUCAAUAAGGAGGACACAGUACCCCAGCUUCACUGACCGCCCGCCUAAUCUGAGGGUGUUCUCCUUUGCUGAACUGAAGAGUGCCACCCGCAACUUCAGCCGGUCUCUCAUGGUUGGCGAGGGUGGCUUUGGCUGUGUGUACAGGGGUGUCAUCAAGAACUCUGACGAACCGAGUGAACGAAUUGAGAUUGCUGUUAAGCAGUUGAAUCGUAAAGGACUUCAGGGGCAGAAGGAGUGGUUAACAGAGAUGAAUGUGCUUGGAAUUGUGGACCAUCCAAACCUAGUUAAACUAAUAGGCUACUGUGCUGAUGAUGAUGAGAGAGGAGUACAACGGCUUCUAGUGUAUGAAUAUAUGCCUAAUGGAAGUGUGGAUGAUCACUUGUCGAGUAGGUCAACUUCUACUCUGUCAUGGCCAAUGAGACUAAAAGUAGCUCUUGAUUCUGCCCGGGGACUGAAGUAUCUGCAUGAAGAAAUGGAAUUCCAGGUUAUUUUCCGAGAUCUGAAAACAUCUAACAUUUUGUUGGAUGAAAACUGGGAUGCUAAAUUAUCAGACUUUGGUUUGGCUAGGCAUGGACCGGCAGAAGGUCUGACCCAUGUCUCCACAGCGGUAGUUGGGACUCUAGGCUACGCAGCUCCAGAGUACAUGCAGACUGGACGCCUCACCGCGAAGAGCGACAUAUGGAGCUACGGCGUCCUUCUGUACGAGCUCAUCACAGGCCGCCGCCCCAUCGACAAGAACCGUCCAAAGAGCGAGCAGAAGCUUCUGGACUGGGUGAAACCAUACAUAUCUGACGUGAAACGGUUCCCCAUCAUCGUCGACCCACGGUUGGAAGGGCACUACAACCUCAAGUCCAUGACGAAGCUGUCUAGCGUGGCGAACCGGUGCCUGGUCCGGAUGCCCAAGUCCCGCCCAAAGAUGAGCGAGGUGUACGACAUGGUCCAGAAGAUCGUGGACAGCAUCGGGACCGGGCCGCCGCAGCCCCCGCUGCUGCACUACCGUGGCUCGGCCUCUGACCCGGCCACCAAGCGCGCCAAGAAAGGGUCUCUGAGGACGAGGCUCCGGGAGUUUGGGCUCGGCUGCCGGAACAUCGUGCAGCGGGGCUGGAAAGCCUGAGAUCGUGAAGAACCUCUGAGUGAGUCUGAGGAGGCGCGGCGUGGCUCCGGUGGUGCUGUAAGUACAGUAGCUGUUCAUAGAGACGGUGGUAACAGUUCCACCGUGUAGUGCUUGGUUGGUAUAGAGUGAGUUGAUGCAGAUGCAUGCAUACCAGUUGAGAAAGACAAGGUGCACAGUUGAGUGGUGGCGUUCGUGUAGAGUAGUGCUGUGUCUGUGUAAUUCACCUGGUUUUGACUCCUGUGGUUAACACAAUGUGUGAGCUGCGAUAUGGUGAGCUAUAGGGGGGGCCCUUGUGUUUUCAGUGCAAUUUUUUCUGCUGCCUCUUCGUCUUCUUGAGAAACCCUUCAGUAGCAUUAGAAGUCUGCUUCGGUUCUGCUCCA